AAAAAAAAAAAAAAGAAAAGUGGUUUUGGGGCCGAGGACCAACUCUACAGAUGAUAAUUGUCGAUUCAAGAUUUCAAAAACUUGGUGUCAGCAAUUGGGGCCCUUUUUGUGUGAGGAUGUUAGCAUGCGGACGUUGAAUUUCACAGAUUUGGACUGGAGUGGUGAUUUCAAUUCAAGAAUUGAUUUUGCGAGGGAAUGGGGUCGAAAAAUUGCAUGAAUGAGGUUUGCCGAGCAACAACGUCAUCUGACUGGAAAAAAGGUUGGAGCUUGAAAUCAGGUGGACUAGCUUGGCUUUGUUACAAUUGCGGAUCUGCCUAUGAGAAUUCUAUUUUCUGUGAAACAUUCCACUCGGAGGACUCUGGUUGGCGGCCAUGCAGAGUAUGUGGAAAGAUGGUUCACUGUGGAUGCAUUGCUUCAAGGCAUCUACAUGAGUACAUGGAUUUUGGGGGUGUUGCUUGCAUAAGCUGUGCAAAGCGUUUGGAGAUCCAUGCAAUGGAAACAAUGAUCCCUAGUGAUAUUCUUAAUGGCAAAUUUGACUCGCUGAUUAUAAAAGCAAUGGAUGGCGAAUUAGACGAUGACAAAUUCAGCACAGAGAGGCCUAGUGAUAUUCUUAAUGGCAAAUUUGACUCGCUGAUUAUAAAAGCAAUGGAUGGCGAAUUAGACGAUGACAAAUACAGCACAGAGAGGCCCCUGCAGUUGACCAAGUCCAUAGGGGUCAACAACAUAGCCUCAGCAUUCGAGCAGAUCAAACGAGAUGAACCGUCCGUUGUAAAAACGCCCGAGAUCGGGAGAAACUUAGCAAGUGCCUCUUCGUCUGUUUUCGUUAAACCAGACAAUAUGGGACCAAGACAUGGCCUUAAUAAGGACAUGCCAGAAUCUCUGAGUCAGCCUUGUCUGAGUUUCUCCUUGUCAGCAAACCCUCCUUUAGCUGGCUCGAGCAGUUUAUCACCACAUUUUGCUGGUGGGAUUGUCGAUGGGAGUGAUCAGAACAAAGGUUCUUUACAAAAGACACGCCAUGUUCUUGCAAAGCCGCCAAAACCUAGUCCAAUGGCAGGCUCUGAGACGAGUCGAGCUGGUGGUUCUCAGGUUCGGGUCCCGAGGCCUCCGGCAGAAGGGCGGGGCCGUAGCCAGCUGCUGCCUCGUUAUUGGCCGAGGAUCACGGAUCAAGAGUUGCAGCAGUUAUCUGGAGAGUAUCCUCGAAAAAAAAUUAUUAUUGCUAGUGGUUUUGAAUUUGAUAUGUCUGCGUUCUAUGAAUAUUAUUUCCCUGCCUUUGGUUUGAACUCCACUAUUGUGCCGUUAUUUGAGAAGAUUCUGAGUGCGAGUGAUGCUGGCAGGAUUGGCCGUCUGGUCCUUCCGAAAGCCUGUGCUGAAGCAUACUUCCCUACUAUAAAUCAAUCAGAAGGUAUACCUAUAAAGAUUCAGGACAUUAAGGGAAAAGAGUGGACAUUUCAGUUCCGGUUUUGGCCGAACAACAAUAGCAGGAUGUAUGUUUUGGAGGGUGUAACACCAUGCAUCCAAAGUAUGCAAGUACAAGCUGGUGAUACAGUGAUAUUUAGUAGGAGAGAUCCUGGGGGUCAACUUGUCAUAGGCUGUCGCAAAACAGUAACCAAUACUGAUGUCCAGGAACCUCAAACUCCAGCAAUUCCAAAUUCCGAACCUCCAGGGGACACAUCAUCAUCAGGCGGCAAUGAUAAUCUGCCAGCAAAUGGAGGCAGAGGAUCUGAAGAUACUCGGCAGAUGCAAUUAAGCAGCGUGUUGGAGAAGAAAAAACCGAGAAAUAUUAAGAACAAGAGGCUUCACAUGUACAAUGAUGAUGCUCUCGAGCUUAGGAUUACUUGGGAAGAAGCACAAGAGUUGUUGCGUCCUCCUCCAUCUUCCGAGCCAACUGUUUUCAUGGUCGAGGACUAUGAGUUUGAAGAGUUUGAAGAACCCCCGGUUUUUGGGAAGAGGACGAUUUUCAUAUCUCAACCUUCCGGUGAGCUGGCACAACUGGUUCAAUGUGAUGGUUGUUCGAAAUGGCGUAAGCUGCCAGUUCAAGCUCUUAUUUCUGCAAAUUGGAUGUGUGCAGAAAAUAUCUGGGACACUAACAGGUCUUCCUGUUCUGCUCCAGAAGAGAUGAACCAAAGGGACCCAAAUUUUUUCUCUAGACCUAACAAAGAUCACAAGAAGCAAAAAACUAGCGACAGCAAAUCGGGCUCCCGUGAAGGCGAGCCCUCGUCUGGCCUAGACGCACUUGCAAAUGCUGCAGUCUUAGGAGAUAACAUAACCGAGCUCACGACUGGGCCCACCACAAGGCAUCCACGUCAUCGACCCGGCUGCUCGUGUAUCGUUUGCAUUCAGCCUCCGAGCGGUAAGGGAAGGCACGACCCCACUUGCAAGUGCAAUGUCUGCCUAACCGUCAAACGCCGCUUCAAAACCCUCAUGCUCCGCAAGAAAAAACGACAGUCUGAUCGCGAAGCCGAGCUCGCCCUAGAUAAUAAUAAUAAUAAUAAUAAUAAUAAUAAUAAUAAUAAUAAUAAUAAUAAUAAUAAUAAUAAUAAUGAGGGGAAAAAGCAAGUGGAUAAUAAUAUUAUGGAAGAUGUGAGUAAAGCUCGGUUGGACUUGAACAGUGAUCCGCAUCGUGAGGAUGAGAUUUUGGCGGGAACUUCUGGGAUGAGCCUAACGACGUUGAUCAACACAGCUGCUGCUGCUUACCCGCUGGAUAUGUAUUUGGGCCAGAACGGGCUCCAAAGACUUGGACCGGGCCUUUCUUUGAUCUCUCGGGCUUCGAGUGGAGGUUUUGGUGGAGUUNUAAAUCUAUAG
Molecule: messenger RNA, 2802 nt
Organism: Striga asiatica
Lineage: Eukaryota; Viridiplantae; Streptophyta; Magnoliopsida; Lamiales; Orobanchaceae
Source: the annotation of a GenBank genome assembly